This is a messenger RNA of Akanthomyces muscarius, 1581 nucleotides long. RefSeq lists its product as uncharacterized. The record is from RefSeq and is a predicted model, not a curated record. Gene Ontology annotation, biological process: intracellular polyamine homeostasis; transmembrane transport. NCBI's taxonomy places the organism in Eukaryota, Fungi, Ascomycota, Sordariomycetes, Hypocreales, Cordycipitaceae. Bases 1 to 1581 code for a protein of 526 amino acids. Gene Ontology annotation, molecular function: polyamine transmembrane transporter activity. The transcript has 3 exons.
AUGGCACAGUCGCGCGACGAAACGGCCAAGCGCCCUAACAGUGCGCUUGGCAGUUGUGGCCAUGACGCAGAAGGUGCAAGCAAGGACAUCACAGAAGAACAAAGGUCACAGGAAAAAUCAGAGCAACAAGUGCACACAGGCUUUCAGAAGGGCUGCCUCUCUUCGCUCGUUGUGAUUCCCACAAUUCGCAACGCCACAAAAUAUGGCCGCUCGACAAAAUGGGCACUGACGACACUUGCUGCGAUGGCUGCUCUUGCUGCACCUCUAGGGAGCAACAUUAUACUUCCUGUUCUCAAGCCCAUAUCCGAAUACUUUGACACAUCUCACACCGUCGUCAAUCUCUCCAUCGCCCUCUAUGCGCUCGCCGUCGCCAUCACCCCACUGUGGUGGUCCAGUAUGGCCGAGGCAUACGGCCGCCGUAUGGUCUACCUUGUAACAUUUCUGCUGCUCGCUGUCUUCAACAUCCUCUGUGCCGUUAGCUCGAACAUUGGCAUGUUUAUAGCCAUGCGGCUGCUGGCCGGCGGCGCGUGCGCUUCGGUGCAGGCCGUCGGGGCAGGCACCGUCGCCGAUCUGUGGGAGCCGCAGGACCGUGGCCGCGCCAUGGGCAUAUUCUCUUUGGGACCCAUGCUAGGACCGUUAACAGCGCCCAUCAUCGGCGCCGCCCUUGACAGUCGCUGGGGUUGGCGCAGUACCCAGUGGUUCCUCGUCAUAUAUGGCCUCGUCGUCUGGACUGCCAUGCUUGUGCUGCUGCCCGAGACGUUGACAAAGUACAAGGUUGGCAUCAAACUGCCCGUGGCGGCAGCCGACAGCGAACAUCAGCAGGAUCAUGUAACCAGUUCCGCUGACAAGGCCAAAUCCGUCGUCAAAGUCCUUGUCAGUCCCAUGCUAUCGGUUCGGCUGCUGCGCUACGUCCCGAUCCUCAUCGUUGUCUACUAUACGAGCAUCACCUUCGCUAGCAACUAUCUGCUCAACAUUUCGGUGCAAGGCGUUUUCUCGCGACCGCCGUAUGAGUGGUCUGUCAUGAUUGUUGGGCUCGCCUACAUUCCCAGCUCCGUGGGAGGCGCCGCUGGCGCGAUUCUCGGCGGACGCUGGACAGAUCACUGUAUGAAGCGGGCUGCGAGAAAGGCCGGCCGGGUCGAUGUCGCAACGGGGAAGCCCAUCUUUCAUCCACAGGAUCGCAUAAGUGAGAACUUUUGGGUGGCGGCAAUCAUGUACCCCGCCGCGCUGCUCUGGUACGGUUGGACGGCGCGUGGGAAUGUAUUCUGGGUCGUACCGCUCAUCGCAAACUUCUUCUUCGGUUUUGGCUUCAUGCUUAUCUCCAGCGUCACCAUGACCGUUAUGACCGAGUUUGUACCCGGCUCCACAACCACCGGCGUGGCUGUCACCAAUCUCGUGCGCAACACGCUUGGCUGCGUCGCCGCCAUCGUGGCCGACCCGCUGAUCCAAGCUAUUGGCAAUGGUUGGACCUUUACCAUCGCUUUUUUUAUAUGUAUACUAAGCGGAGCUCUCAUGAUUUUUAUGAAGCGCAACUGGGAACUUUGGAGGAAGGAGAUGGAGGCCAUUCGAGAGCAGUUGAAGUAG